UGUACUUUUUUUUUUUUCAAACACAAAACACAGACACUUGCUAUUGUGUGAUGUAUUCAGUCUGAAUGGCCAAAGCUUAUGCAACUGCACUGUAACUGGAUCAGCCUGUUAAGAAGACCUUCCCUUCAAAACGAAAGUUAAAGAAAUAGAAGAAUUAAAUAGCCAUGGAGAUGCAGGAGAUCCCACCAGAGAAACAGGAGAUCCCACCAGAACAGCAGAAAAACGAUGAUGAAGGGACGAGUGAGCCGAUGCUGGAAGUCAAAACUGAAGAUUUAGAGAAAGAAGAAACAGAACAUUACACCGAACUGACCAGUCCAAUGGAGGAUGUGUAUACAGAGGCUUUUUUUGGUGACACACAGCGGAAGAAAAAAGCAGGAAGCCAAACUCAGGCCAACAUUGGUUUGUGGCGUGCAGCGUGUUUGUGCCUCAGCAUAAUCUGUCUGAUUCUGCUCCUCAUCACUGUCGUCCUUGGUCUGAAACUCCAGACUGGAUCCACAGUCUGCUCAGACGGAGAGAAAACAACCGACAACCAUGCAGUUGUUGAAAGGUGCAGCAUGGAAUGGUGCCAGAAUCACUUCCCCGAGAUUCAACCUCGGCGCCUCUGGGGUCGUGAGUGCCCCAAAAGCUGGUUGAUGCUCGACCAGUCUUGCUUCUUCCUGUCCACGUACAGGCUGAGUUGGGAUGAGAGCCAGAGGAACUGCACCAACAGAGGAGGAUCUCUGACCAUCAUCAACAGCCAGAGAGUUCAGACAUUUUUGAGUAAGAAGGGGAACCUGAAAUACUGGAUUGGGCUGAGAGAGAGAGAAUCCUGGACUUGGGUCGACAACAGUCCUCUGAGAGAGAGUUACUGGUCAGAUGUUCCCGGUGACGGCGAGUGUGUGACGCUGAACACCGACAACCCAGCUGACAAGAACUGCUUAAGUAGGCUGUCAAAGAAUCUCCUACUUCAUCUGCCAGCUGCAGCCCUGAGCUGAAUAUGGAGCGAAUCAUUCUCCUGUCAACACAUCUAACUGCAUCGCAAUAGAGCAACCCUUCCAACUUUCACUUAAACCAGUCAUAACCAACAAAGAACAAGAAUAACAAUUAUUUCAAGUAGCAUUGUGUAGCUUUAUCUGCAAUUUGUCACUGCCACUGUCAGCACUAGGCAGCUCAUUUUGUGCUCAUGUACUAUAUGAUGCGUAAACUACUGGAAUUU
Sphaeramia orbicularis (orbiculate cardinalfish) is the source of this 1195-nucleotide messenger RNA. Its product is annotated as C-type lectin domain family 7 member A. The transcript is spliced from 7 exons. The coding region runs from base 165 to 974 and encodes 269 amino acids. NCBI's taxonomy places the organism in Eukaryota, Metazoa, Chordata, Actinopteri, Kurtiformes, Apogonidae. The record is from RefSeq and is a predicted model, not a curated record. Gene Ontology annotation, cellular component: plasma membrane.